AUGUUUACUCCGUAUUCUAUUUAUCUUUACAAGGGACAUCAGCCACCAAAGCUUGUAAACAUUGACCAUCCUGUAGCCAAAGCGGUAGCCAUCCCAAAUCCUUGUGUCUUAUUGUUAAAUUUGAGCAUUAUCCGGGCCAUCCUCAUUCUGGAGGAAGAUCACCAGGGUUUCGUGUCCGUGCAGGCAGAGUCUCACAGAGUAAAGGUAGUGGAAGAGGUGCAGAGUAGUCUUAUGGAAUCAGAUUCUCUUCAAGCCAGGUUUGAGGCAAUAUUUCCAAAACUCGUAAUUCUUUGUUCUGGGUCAUCUAGGGAUCCUUGCAUCGAUGAGGAGGAUAGAGGGGCCCUUGGGCUUGGCAUGGAGUGCCUCAUGGGUGCACCUGACACGCUGGUUGUGGCUGAGCCCUUCUGGGAGGCGGCCGCGGGCUACGGCUUGACUUUUGAGGGUUUGAUGAAGCCGGUGGCUUUAAACUCCUCGCCCGAGCUUCGUAUCCAUACGGACUCCUCCAAAAAUUUCGCAGGCAUUCCAGAUCUAUUCAUUUUUCCCGGAGAUACGGCGCAGCCAGUCGCUCAUCGAUUGCGCCUCUGGUUGGGCGGUCAACGCGGAUCCUGGCGAUCUCAGAAGCAGCUCAGCAAGGGGGCUUGGGUGGCUCCAAUCAGCGGCGGCUCCGCGGCGGGCGAAUUGGGGCUGUGCAGGCCAGCGCACUCAAGCCACGUUCUCGCGCUUGUGGCCGGGCAGCACUUACAUAUGUAUCAUGGCGGUGCUGCUCUAUGCUCCCUGGCAGCGCGGUCGCUCUCGAUGGAUGUCUUUGACCCCUUCCACCCUCCUCACCCACGGUCGCAUCCGGAGCAAAUUAGUCAUUGCAACCCCCCGCUUCUCAAUCAGAACCGGCUUGAGGCAGUCAGCCCGACGUCCCUGCUUGCACUUGAAAUUGGCUUGAACCAGGAGCUCGGCCAAGUAGCGAGGUCCAGCUUGAAGCUUGAUCCCGAAGACGGCACUUUUCGAGCGCGGAGAAACAAAGAGCCACUAACUAGCCAACUUAUCUGGUUCGGACUCAACCACCAACCACCAACGACCGCGUCCACACACUUCAGCUCCCUUUUUUUUUGCAAAUCAAUCAUCUAG
Molecule: messenger RNA, 1122 nt
Organism: Coccidioides immitis RS
Lineage: Eukaryota; Fungi; Ascomycota; Eurotiomycetes; Onygenales; Onygenaceae
Exons: 5
Coding region: 1-1122 (373 amino acids)
Source: RefSeq, a predicted model, not a curated record